GAUGGAUAUUGUCCUUUUAUCAGCAACCUUUUCAUUUGCUCUCUUCAUCCUCUUUAUUGCCUAUGCCUUUUCCGCAUUAAAAUUCUCCAAGGAAGAAAGCGCUACUAAAAGUUUAAAUUUAGUCUACGAGGCGGAUUGGCGGAGGUUAGGCUUAAAGAAUCGUUCAAAUCCUAGUCAAACUACUCUACCAAAGGCAACGUUCAACGUCCUAUACCAACCUGAACCUCCCGUCAUUAAACAACCUGACGCUCUACUGAUCUGGUUAAGACCGUUGAUAGAAGUCGUUUUAGCAUCCCAAAUUGGUUCUGGAAUAUUGCCAGCCGUUGGAAAAUUUGGUGGGAAUCGAUUGGGAAGGAUAGUGCCAAUUUUUUUCACUCUAUUCGUUGCCGUAUUACCGCAUUUGUGCACUUGCGCAAUACUGCCCUAUAUCGAUUUAUAUUUACACGUAAUUUGGACGCAUAGAGAGAAGAAACAUCAUAAAGAAGUUUGGUACAGACAUGCUCCCUUCUCGGGACCUUUGUUCCAAGAAGGCCUUUGGGCUUUUAUGGGCUCAGAUAUUGGGAUUACUCCUGCAAUUCGUAUUCUAUUCUUCGUCAUGUUAUUCUUUAUUCAAUUCCAUAUCGUAGCUUUGUACAUGUUGGUGUUAUUGGAUUCACUAGAAGAGUACCUUUUGCCUCUCUGGAAAAGAGCUUUAACUCAGUCCAAGUGCAUUUUUCGAAUGACAUUAUCGUUUAGUCUAUGUGCCUUGAUGUACCUUCUUACUCUACCUUUAAACUUUUCGGGACUAUUGGCUUUCCACGCUUUAGGCGAUCUCCUAUCGAAUGCCUCCUCAAUUCUCAAAUUUUCUAUAAUCCGAGCCGUCGCUAACCGCAAAUUUGGCAUCUAUCAUUUCGAUAAGCGAGCAGUUGUACUUGGUUGGCUAAUUUCGGCAACUCCCAUACUGGUCGGUUUAUUAGCCGGUCUGUUCCACACCAUCGUCACCAGCGAUGGAAGUUUCACAGUUCGCCUUAAUUAUUUGUUUAGCGGACGAAAGUCUCAAAGGAUGGAAGCGAGAUCUAAUCAUGACCUCUUGGCGACGGGAACUAUCGAAACUGUCCAGCCAACUGACGAGUUAUUGGUUGAAAACAAGCCAGAGCCGACAGUAAGAUCUUGGUACGAAUCUUACGAAGAAGCAGUGUCAAAAUCAGCAACUUUACCGCUAGUUCGGACAGCCGUUCCACCACAUCCAUCAGCAACUCUACCACGUAUAAAAGAGAAUUACGUUUAA
Dimorphilus gyrociliatus is the source of this 1267-nucleotide messenger RNA. NCBI's taxonomy places the organism in Eukaryota, Metazoa, Annelida, Polychaeta, Dinophilidae. The record is from the annotation of a GenBank genome assembly.